Messenger RNA from Ceratotherium simum simum (southern white rhinoceros), 1615 nucleotides. Lineage: Eukaryota; Metazoa; Chordata; Mammalia; Perissodactyla; Rhinocerotidae. The record is from RefSeq and is a predicted model, not a curated record.
AUUGCAUGCUUUCAUUUGCAGAUAGGGCCAGUUGUGAUUGUAUGGAUUUUUGAGUGAAACCUUGAACCCAAAGGAGAAGAAACCUUCAAGGAACAACUUCUGUUGACAGUGAGUCUGCAGUCAUCUGUAUACAUAAUAUGGAAUGUUCUCAGGCCAGAGAUAGUUGAAUGGGUGACUCUGUUGACAAGGUGUGACUACCUGUUAUAGGCCCCAAGUCAAGACAACAAUUUUUAUACCUUCCUGGUGGUUCAGAAACAAGUCUCUGUAGAACCAGAAACAAAGAAAGGAAACAAUCUGACUUUUUCUUCAUUAAAUUGACUGUAUAAGAUACUUGACUUCCAGAAACAAAAACACAGAGAAGUAAUAAAAUUAUUAUUUUUGCAUCAUUGGACAUUCAUCAUAUUGAGGAGCGUGCUUUGUUAAGCUUCCCGAGUUGAGAUUUGGAAACUUCAUUGGUGCUCAUUUAUACCUUGGACUAUAAGCAUGAGUGAAUUCUGGUUGUGUUUCAACUGCUGUAUUGCAGAACAGCCUCAGCCUAAAAGGCGCCGGCGGAUUGACCGAAGUAUGAUUGGAGAGCCAACAAACUUUGUACAUACGGCUCAUGUAGGAUCCGGAGAUCUGUUCAGUGGGAUGAAUUCAGUUAGCUCCAUUCAGAACCAGAUGCAGUCCAAGGGAGGCUACGGGGGCGGAAUGUCUGCCAACGUGCAGAUGCAGCUCGUGGACACGAAGGCAGGAUAGCCCCGGAUCCCUUCUCCAGUCAUUGUGAAUUUCUGUGUUUUCUCUUUCCACUAUUCUUUAAUUUUUUUGCCGUGAUUGCUUUUCUUUUCUUUUCAAUUACAAAAGAGAAGUGUGAUGGCGUCUUGUUCACCCUGUUGUGAUUACUCCAGUGAGACGUUACUGUUCUGCUCCGAAGAAGCUAUUUUCAGACGAAUCCUGCAUUUCCUUCAGCUGGCAUGCAUGCCUUUGGACUCAUGGACAGAGCUCUUUGGAUUGUGGCUUAGUUUUCAAUUUUUAUCACUAUGGAUCUGAUCUUAGCAUGAUCUUUUUUGUGAAUGCUAGCACUAUUUUUUCCAUUUUAAACAUUUCUCUUUCCACCUCCCACCCUCUGCCUUAUGAUUUUAUUGGUAAGCAAAGACCUACUAUUAUGUUAAUUAGUCACCAUUUAUGUAUAUUUGGAAGGUAUGAGACCCACAAGCACAAUGAUCAUUUUUAUUCAUUUGAAGCUUCAGCAGAGUAGAUUUCUGCAUGCUAUAUGAAGUUGCUUCAUAUGGGAGCCCAUGGGAUGCCAGAAGUGAACAUUUCUUUGCUGCCAUGGGCUGAUGAUACUGCUGCUAUUAGAGAAGGGUUAGGUGUGGCACCAAGUCACGUCAGUUCUACAAAAAGGUAACUUGUAGCUUGUUUUAGAAGUAUGACUUUUUGGUCUAUUACAAUAAAAGAAAAGCUUGCAUUCAUAAGGCAUUCAUUCUGUUGUAAAUGUUCAGGAUAUUUAUUUUGAGAACAAGGACCUGUGAUUGUAAACAGGUAUGGUAUGUAUCUGAGUGUUGUGGUAGUACCCUCAUCCAGUCCAGUUCUGAGCAUCAUCAUCUUUGUAGCUGUUCAUUUCUUUGUGUACUCA